Molecule: messenger RNA, 576 nt
Organism: Pieris macdunnoughi
Lineage: Eukaryota; Metazoa; Arthropoda; Insecta; Lepidoptera; Pieridae
Source: the annotation of a GenBank genome assembly
AUGACACGCGAUUUACAAGUUUGGUUCCAAAACCGGCGAGCGAAGUGGAAAAAACGUAAGAAGAGCACCAAUGUGUUUAGAUCCCCUGGGUCCCUGCUCCCUUCCCACGGUCUUCCCCCGUUUGGGGCUGGAGACGUUUGCUCACCCGGAGUUUUCGCGGACCGGGCCUGGAGUAUGCCACCUGGUCUAGGUCAGCUUUCACAGGGCGGCGUAUCGAUGGGCGGGUUCGGUUCGGGCGGUCUGCCCCAGCUGGCGGCGGAUCUUAACCCCAUCAACUCCGUAGGCUCACAGCCCUAUCAGACACACUAUCCGUUAAAUUCACUGGGUGACACAAUGAUGUCGUACUGCAACAACAUCAACCAGCAAAGCGCUCUGGAAGGCUCCCCUACACCGCCACAGCCACACUGUGGGUCUAGCGGCUCGCCCGCAGCUUCCGGUAAUGGCGGUGAACAUCCGGAAGAGGAAGUAUGGCGCGGUCACAGCAUCGCCGCCCUACGCCGACGCGCCUCGGAACUUUCUGCUGCUAUCCCGCCCUAUCUCCAACUCAACUAUGACGCGCAUAGCCCUGUCUACUAA